Molecule: messenger RNA, 849 nt
Organism: Ascoidea rubescens DSM 1968
Lineage: Eukaryota; Fungi; Ascomycota; Saccharomycetes; Ascoideales; Ascoideaceae
Exons: 2
Source: RefSeq, a predicted model, not a curated record
CGAACCACCAUUCGCCAUUUUCUGAGUAUUGAAGACUGGUAUAUAAGGGGAUGGAUUUCUCUAAAAGAUUUCUGUUUCUUUUGUUUUUUCGUUAUCAUACGAUAGAUUUCAUCAGAUUACAUUUUACUCCAGCUCACUUUUAAACUUAUCAUAAUCNACAAUGUCUGCUAACAGUUUCUACGGUUCAGGUUCCGACAAAGGCCAAUCAAACCAACAACAACAACAACAACAACAACCAAUUGGCGAAGGUCAAGAAGGCGAAAGAGGAUUCUUAGCUUCUGUCGCUGGUGCCGGUGCUGGAUACUAUGCUGGUGGUAAAGCCAAAGACUCCAAAUUAGCCAAAUUAGGUGGUGCUUUAAUCGGUGCUUACCUAGCGCAGGCCAAACCGGUGGCGGAUUCCACCUCCAUAAGUGAAGAGGAUGAAAUCUACUGUCUUGCAGAAUAUGUCACUUAUACCGAAGUGGUUGAUUGUAGCUGUGAAACUUGUACGACUGAUUAUUUUGAGUACACUACAGCUAUCGACUGUGAUAAAUUGACGGAUAUUUUCACCGACGGAGAACUCGACUACACAUUCACCGGAACCUCAACUAAUACCGACUUUCUCGAAGCCGGAUCUUUAUCCAGUUCUCAGACCGACUCUAUAACCUCAAGCUCAACUUCAUCAACUCCAACUCUAUCCGUAUCUGAUUCACCUGCUUCACCAGGCUCAGGAUCCACGAUACCAUCUGAAUCUGUGUCUUCAAGCUCAGACUCCACAAUUACUUCUAGCUCUAGUUCAUCUUCAAUUUCAGAAUCAGGAUCAUCUGCAUCAAUUUCAGAAUCAGGAUCAUCAGUAUCAAUUUCAGAAUC